Molecule: messenger RNA, 4826 nt
Organism: Bombus pyrosoma
Lineage: Eukaryota; Metazoa; Arthropoda; Insecta; Hymenoptera; Apidae
Gene: Galphaq
Product: guanine nucleotide-binding protein G(q) subunit alpha
Exons: 9
Coding region: 1524-2714 (396 amino acids)
Biological process (GO): adenylate cyclase-modulating G protein-coupled receptor signaling pathway; phospholipase C-activating dopamine receptor signaling pathway
Cellular component (GO): heterotrimeric G-protein complex
Molecular function (GO): G protein-coupled receptor binding; GTPase activity; guanyl nucleotide binding
Source: RefSeq, a predicted model, not a curated record
CUGCGUACCGAGCGGGCGCGGCGCGAAUCGCAGGAGGAGUUGCUCCGCUCGAGGUGUGGGCGCUCGUGCAGCACAGGCAAUAACAGCAGACGACCUCGUCAUCGUCUUCUAUUCUGUCGUCCUCGGUUCGUUGUUUCCGUCUACGUUACCUCUCGUAAUCGCGUUCGCUCGUUUGGCAUACGUUCGCGUAUAGGUUGCGUGUGUGCGCGCACACGGUGCAUAUUCAGUGUGAAUCUAUCUCGUCGCGUGUGCGGUACAGAAAGAGUACCCUAAAGAGAGAGAAAGAAAGAAAGAGAGAGAGAGAGUGAGAGAGAGAAAGGAAGAAAAAGAAAGAGAGAGAGGGAGUGAGAGAGUGUGUGAAUCGAAGAAAGAGAGAGCGAUAGGGUAGGAGAACGAAACGAAACAGAGAGGGGGUGAGAGAGAGAAAGAGUGUGAGAAGGAGAUAGAGCGCCGGUGGGUUACCACACCCAACCGCGCCGGGGACCGAGUGAACGAGUGAACGAGCCGUACGAGAGCUCUCUCGCGAGUAGUACGCGGGUACAGCGGGGGACCCAGGGACCGACGGUCGAGAUUCGACGGAGUACAGUCGGGACUCUCUAGAUCUCGAUCCAACGGACCUCGCUCUCGCGAAAAUCCUCUCUCGCUCUCGUCUCACCAGAAUUGUCGAAAUCGCGCCGCGAGCAAAGUGCGCGCGUGUGUCUCCCCCGCUUCCUCGACGUCUCUCGCGAAUGCGUUUCACGUUUCGUCGCAGCAGAACGUGCGUGCGUGAACAAAGAAUAAGGAGAGAAAAGACCGAGAAGGAGGGGCACAUCAAGCAAAGGAAAAGAGAAUAGGAAGAGGUAGAUGGGUCUCGAUUCUAGAGAGAAUCGAGGAAGAGAAGGUUGAAAAAAGGAAAAGAGGCAGAUAGAGAGAAGCUACCGGCCGAGGUUCGUGCGUGUGCGUACAUGUGUUGAUGUGUCGCUGGCGUCGUCGAGCCCUAGCAGGAGUGCUCCGUCGCCGCGUGUGCCGACGUCGUUGAGAAUACGGGGAUUCCGGAGACGCGUUCGUCGGAUCUACGUUUACGUCUAGCCGCUGCCUAUCUUCGUGCACGUUGUCGUCGUUGUCACCGACGUCGUCGCCGUCGUCGUCGUCGCCGUGGACAAGUGGUGGUGAAUCGUGCUAGUGGCGGUAGUAGUGGUGGUGCGGACGAUCGGGAAAGGUUUGAUCGGCUUGGCCAGGACGAGAGGGAAGGAAGAAGAGAAGGAAACCACGAGGACGGCGACGAGACGUCGUCGCUCGUUCGCGGUGGCAAGGUAAUAUCGGCCCGACGACGAUACCGUGCCGUCGAGCCCGCUGCUGUCUACGACGAACCUCGCCGCCGCUCGGCAAUCGCUCGCCACCACCGCAAAUCGCUCGUUCCCUCUCUCCCUUCCUCCCUCCCUCUCCUCCCUCCUCCUCCUUUUCCUCCUCCUCCUCGUCCUCUUCCUCCUCAUUUUUCUCCUCUCUUCCUCCUCCAUCCGUCGAGGAUCCUGCCGUCCUGAGCUAUGGCGUGCUGCCUGUCGGAAGAGGCGAGGGAGCAGAAACGAAUUAAUCAGGAGAUCGAGCGGCAACUCCGAAAGGAUAAACGAGAUGCCAGGCGGGAACUUAAGCUGCUACUUUUGGGUACUGGUGAAUCCGGCAAAUCCACCUUCAUUAAACAGAUGAGAAUUAUCCACGGGUCUGGUUACUCGGACGAUGACAAGAGGGGGUUCAUUAAACUCGUGUACCAAAACAUUUUCAUGGCCAUGCAGUCCAUGAUCCGGGCGAUGGACCUCCUCAAGAUCCAGUACGCCUCAUCUGCGAAUAUAGAAAAAGCAGAGCUCGUGCGAAGCGUGGACUUCGAGACAGUUACAACCUUUGAAAGUCCAUACGUAGAAGCAAUCAAAGAUUUAUGGGCGGAUAGUGGUAUCCAAGAGUGUUACGACCGCAGGCGAGAAUACCAGCUCACAGACUCCGCUAAGUAUUACCUAUUGGAGAUAGAUCGAGUCGCAGCAAGGGGCUACCUCCCAACAGAACAGGACAUUCUUCGUGUGAGAGUGCCUACUACUGGUAUAAUUGAAUAUCCUUUUGACUUGGAAGAAAUUCGAUUUAGUUAUCUUAGUGACCUAGAACGUAUCGAAAAGCCUGACUUCCUUCCUACCGAACAAGACAUUCUUCGGGCUCGAGCUCCUACUACUGGCAUUAUAGAAUAUCCGUUUGAUCUGGACUCCAUCAUAUUUAGGAUGGUAGACGUUGGUGGACAGAGAUCAGAAAGAAGGAAGUGGAUCCACUGUUUCGAGAAUGUCACUUCUAUCAUCUUUUUAGUAGCUUUAAGUGAAUAUGAUCAAAUUUUGUUUGAAUCGGAAAAUGAGAAUCGAAUGGAAGAAAGUAAGGCUUUGUUCAAAACAAUUAUUACAUAUCCUUGGUUCCAACAAUCUUCUGUUAUUCUGUUCCUAAACAAGAAAGAUCUGCUCGAGGAGAAGAUUAUGUACUCUCAUCUUGUUGACUAUUUUCCUGAAUAUAAUGGCCCACAAAGAGAUGCCAUACCUGCUAGAGAAUUCAUUUUACAGAUGUUUGUCGAAUUGAAUCCAGAUAUUGAGAAGAUUAUAUACUCACAUUUUACGUGUGCCACAGAUACAGAAAACAUCAGAUUUGUAUUUGCAGCAGUGAAAGACACCAUUCUGCAGUUAAACUUAAAAGAAUAUAAUUUGGUUUAGAUGGCAAUAUACAAAAUUCAGGAUGGACUCAAGAAUUUUUCUUAUACCCUGACCAAGGUAUCAGUGUGAACUCUGUUAAGUUAGAAAUGGGAAAGACGAAAAAGGCAGAAAAUGAACAGUAAUUUGUGGUGCCAUCAGCGUACUGUCGCUGCUCCAUUACAAGUGUACCAACUAUUGAUUAGUAAAAUUUAUAACGGAGGUAACAGCGAUGAACAAAUAUGGACCUAAAUCUGAGCGUUAUACGUUCUUUCCUAACCUUCUCACUGUCAAUACCAACAAAUUGAUUUAGUUUCGUACUCUAUUUGUUGAAUUUAUUACCUUUUUAUAGAUUAGUUUAGUCAAUCAUGCCUGGCUGACUGCGUAAUCGUCUAAUUUUUAUAUAAUAAUACCACGAGCAACACAUCAAUAAACGUAUAAGAUAGAGUGCAGCCAUGCCAUAAAAUGUCUGUCCAAGUGUUCAUCUCAAAUCAAGAGAUCUCAGCAAGAAACUGAAGAGAAGAAGGACAAAUGCUUUUUAAUCACAAGUAGUCGGUGACACAAGUGAGAGCAAUUUUAGUGCCAUUUACUAGUGUGGUGUUUUUAUUGCAGUCCUUCCUUAGAUGCAAAAAGCCAAAGUGUUUUUUUAUCUGUGCCAGAAGCAAGUCAAAGUUCUUUCUGCAUGUGACUCGAAUUCAUAAUUCAUCGUAUAAAUAUUGUUAUAUAUAAUAUAUAAAAUGAAACAUAGGUUAGCAUUGAAGAAAGCAACAUGAAACCAUCAAGAAGGAAACUUUACCACCCUUCAAUAUUAAGAAAUUAUUAGAAAACAUCUGUUUGAUGUGAUUUUAGGUAAUUUAGGAGGUGAAAGGUUGCAGAUUCUUCUGCUGUCUUUUUUCUCCGUAGGCUGUGUAAAAAAUGUGAGGGCUGCGAUCUCAUACCAUACAGUUAUAAGUCUGCAAUUUACGAACGACGUAAAAGUCUUAAUUACGACACUGGUUUUCCUUUCAUCCAGCCCUCGCCUAUUGACACAGCAUCGCGCAACUAGGGACAUGGUUUAAGAACGUAUGGCCCUAGUUCGCAUUGUAUCCAGAUUACGGUGUAUGUAUGUAUGAACUGCUCACUGCCUGCGCUCGCUCAUGCUGGCUAGCGCGCUGCCCACUGCUUGUAUUCUCUAAUGGUUCAAUUGACUGCUGUUUGUGCCACCUUUUGAUGUUCUACCGAAAGAAUAUUUGUAUAAAGGUGAUAGAAACUGCUUUGCACAAACCUAGAGAGUACUUGCACAAUAAACUUUAUGGUGUUGGUCAAAUCAGUGAAUUAGGGUAUGACGCUUUGACACGUAUAUCCUGAAUGUCUAAUCCUGAUACUGCUAACACUCCACGCACACUGGGCAGCGUAUGUCAUACCCACUUUGGUUGAAACACUGAAUUUAUAUGAAAGAAAAAAUAUAUAAAUACAUUGAAUAAAAUAUAAUAUUAAGAGAUAAUAACAAAUAAUAUUGAAUAAUAAUAAUAAUAUUAGUAAUAAUAAUAUUAAUAUAAUAAUAAUAAUAAUAAUAUUAAUAAUAAUAAUAUAAUAUUAAUAAUACUGCUUGGUUUUCAAUGAGAGUGUGUGAUUAAAGAGAGUAAGGCAGAAGAAAUAAAUGUGUAUUCAAAAUGAGAAAAAUGGUAGUAAAAAUGAAAGAAAGAGAGAAAUGGAGGGAGGAGAAGAGGAUAAGAGUUAGAAAAAGGAAGACAGAGAGGGAGAGAGUGGUGAAAGAGAGAGAGCGAGAGAGGGAGAGGAAGAGAGAGAGAGAGAGAGAGAAAGAAUGGGAGUGAGAGAAUGAAUUUAGAUGUAUGAUAUGUAUGCAGAAUGUAUGAAACAUUUUAACAAAAGAUAAAAAUUGAUUGAGACGAACAGGCUUUCUUUCGCCUGAUUCAAGAAUGUGCGAGUGGCGCGCAAAUUUGUGGCUAUAGUUCAUUUGUAAAUCAUUUUUUGUCAAAAGUAUACAUUUUUCUGAAAGCAUAAUAUGUUGAGUAUUCUUUCUGUGUGUAUAAAAUGUAAACACCUACCACGCCCAAAAUGAAAUCAAUGUUUCUAACUUAUUUAUAAUAAAUAAUAUACAUUAAUGAUAAAAAUAAACGCAGUUUGUGACAGUAA